This is a messenger RNA of Phlebotomus papatasi, 553 nucleotides long. RefSeq lists its product as uncharacterized. The record is from RefSeq and is a predicted model, not a curated record. The transcript is spliced from 3 exons. The coding region runs from base 74 to 547 and encodes 157 amino acids. Lineage: Eukaryota; Metazoa; Arthropoda; Insecta; Diptera; Psychodidae.
CAGAGAAGCCAGCGGAGAACUACUCGCCACUACAGCCAACAGUUUUCAGUUUUCCCUCGCGAAAGCAGCAACUAUGAGUUCAUCUGAUGAAGAAUCAUCAUCUGAGAUCCAUUCCGAAAUAAAAGCAUUGGAAGAAAUUCUCGAAUCUAUGGAAAUAAAUCGAUCUGAGCUUUCUCGUGCUGCUGAAGCAUUGGCUAUAAACCAGGGCAAGAUGAUGCCUUUGUACCAGAAUAAUCUCACCAAUAAUUUGCAAUGUGUUUCCGGCAUAGAUAAAGCCCUUGAAAACAAAGAUGAAAUUGAAUUGCAGAAAUUACUCAAAGAAUGCAACAAUUUUGAAGCUCUCUUGGUUCAGAGAAGCAAUUCUGUUGCUAAAACACGUGACGACUGUCGUACUUUGGUUAAUCUCGUCCAGGGCAACAAUCGUCAGAUGUUCUCCGAGGAAUCUUCCAUAGAUGAUACUGAGGAUAAUGAGGGCAGCGAGGAGAAUGGAGAGAGAGAAGAUGAUUCUACUGAGGAUGAGAAUAAGGAAACUGAAGAUAUCCUCUAAGUCUGA